UAAAUACUAAAUCUUCCAUGCAGCUUUUCACAUAAUCACUAACACCAAAACCUCAUAUUAUUUCCUUCUUUCUUCUGCUCCACUUCAAAGAAUAUUAGUGAGGAUCUAAUAGCAAAAGCAUUAGAGGUGGCAAGUUUUUUCUUUCUACCCAUGACUGAUAGGGCCAGUUACCCCAAAAGGGGUUAUAUCUGGCCACCAAUGACAAUGGCAUUGGCCAUUGUUUUGAUUUCUACUACUGUGGUUUCUGCUGCUGCAGAUAGUUACCUUUACUCUUCUCCUCCACCUCCUUAUGAGUAUAAGUCACCUCCACCUCCAUCUCCUUCACCACCACCUCCUUAUGUGUACAAGUCGCCACCUCCUCCACCACCGUCACCUCCACCACCAUAUGAGCACAAGGCUCCAUCUUAUGAGUACAAGUCACCCCCACCUCCACCACCUUACAUUUACAAGUCUCCACCACCUCCACCCUAUGACCACAAGUCACCAUCUUAUAAGUAUAAGUCUCCCCCGCCUCCUACACCAUCACCCCCACCACCCUAUGUGUACAAGUCACCACCUCCUCCAUCACCAUCACCUCCACCACCUUACAUUUACAAGUCUCCACCACCUCCACCCUAUGAGCACAAGUCACCAUCUUAUGAGUACAAGUCUCCCCCGCCUCCUACACCAUCACCCCCACCACCCUAUGUGUACAAGUCACCACCUCCUCCAUCACCAUCACCUCCACCACCUUACAUUUACAAGUCUCCACCACCUCCACCCUAUGACCACAAGUCUCCAUCUUAUGAGUACAAGUCUCCCCCGCCUCCUUCACCAUCACCCCCACCACCCUAUGUGUACAAGUCACCACCUCCUCCAUCACCAUCACCUCCACCACCUUACAUUUACAAGUCUCCACCACCUCCACCCUAUGACCACAAGUCUCCAUCUUAUGAGUACAAGUCUCCCCCUCCUCCUUCACCAUCACCCCCACCACCAUAUGUGUACAAGUCACCACCUCCUCCAUCACCAUCACCUCCACCACCUUACAUAUACAAGUCUCCACCACCUCCACCCUAUGAGCGCAAAUCUCCAUCUUAUGAGUACAAGUCUCCCCCACCACCAUACGUGUACAAGUCACCACCUCCUCCAUCACCCCCACCUCCAUACAUAUACAAGUCACCGCCUCAACCACCUUAUGAACACAAGUCUCCACCAUACUAUUACAAGAGCCCUCCACCACCCUCUCCCUCACCUCCGCCUCCUUAUUAUUACAAAUCCCCCCCACCCCCAUCACCAUCUCCACCACCACCUUACUAUUACAAAUCUCCUCCCCCGCCAUCUCCUAUUCCCCAUACACCUUACUACUACAAGUCCCCACCACCACCUAAGUAUCUUCCACCACCAUACUAUUAUAACUCUCCUCCUCCACAUGUUGUGUAUCCUCAACCACACCCCUACCACCACUCAUUGAUUGUGAAGGUAGUGGGUAAAGUUUACAGCUUUAGGUGUUAUGACUGGGAGUAUCCUGAAAAGUCUCAUGACAAGAAACACCUCAAAGGAGCUAUUGUGGAGGUGAAAUGCAAAGCUGGAAGAAAAAUCAUCAAGGCUUAUGGCAAAACUAAGAUCAAUGGAAAAUACAGCAUCACAGUUAAGGACUUCGACUAUAUCAAAUAUGGUCCAACAGUAUGCAAGGCUGUGAUUUAUGCUCCACCUAAUGGAUCUCCCUUCAACAUACCUACAAAGCUAAAUGAGGGAACCAACUUAGAAUUGAAAUCCAAAGACAAGUACGAGGUUGUUCUUAAGGCUAAGCCAUUUGCUUAUGCCUCAAAGAAACAUUUUAAAGAAUGUGAAAAGCCCAAGCCUUCACCAACUCCUUACUACUACAAAUCACCUCCUCAUCCAACACCAGUUUACAAGUACAAGUCACCACCUCCACCGGUCCAUUAUUAUUCUCCACCAUAUUACUACAAGUCACCACCUCCUCCAGUUAAAUCACCACUACCUCCUUAUUAUUACAAGUCUCCACCUCCGCCAUCACCCACUCCUCAUCCAUAUUAUUAUAAAUCUCCCCCACCACCUUCACCAUCACCUCCUCCACCUUAUUAUUAUAAAUCUCCUCCUCCACCCAAAGAGAUAUCACACCCUCCAUACUACUACAAGUCACCACCCCUACCAUCACCAUCACCUCCUCCACCAUACUAUUAUAAGUCCCCACCUCCACCAUCACCAUCUCCACCACCACCUUACUAUUAUAAGUCACCUCCUCCACCCAAAGAGAUUUCACACCCUCCAUACUACUAUAAGUCACCACCCCCACCAUCCCCGUCCCCUCCUCCACCAUACUACUACAAGUCCCCACCUCCACCCAAAGAGAUUUCACACCCUCCAUACUACUAUAAGUCACCACCCCCACCAUCCCCUUCCCCUCCUCCACCAUACUAUUAUAAGUCCCCACCACCACCCAAAGAGAUUUCACACCCUCCAUACUACUAUAAAUCACCACCCCCACCAUCUUCAUCCCCUCCUCCACCCUACUACUAUAAGUCACCACCUCCACCAACACCAUCCCCACCCCCACCGUACUACUACAAAUCUCCUCCACCACCAUCAUCAUCACCACCACCUCCCUACUAUUACAAAUCACCUCCGCCACCAUCCCCAUCCCCUCCACCUCCAUACUACUACAAAAGUCCCCCUCCACCAUCUCCUUCUCCUCCUCCUCCCUAUUACUACAAAUCACCACCACCACCAUCACCAUCUCCACCUCCUCCCUACUAUUACAAAUCACCUCCACCACCAUCACCUUCACCGCCACCUCCUUACUAUUACAAAUCUCCCCCACCUCCAUCUCCAUCUCCACCACCUCCUUAUCACUAUCAAAGUCCUCCACCGCCAUCUCACAUUUCUCAUCCUCCCUACUACUACAAAUCCCCUCCACCACCGUCGCCAUCUCCUCCACCUCCUUACCACUAUGUGAGUCCUCCCCCACCAGUAAAGUCGCCUGCACCACCAGCUUACAUCUAUGCUUCUCCACCACCACCUAUCUACAAUUAAGCUCGGAAUGCCAAAACACCAUUGGUGAUCAAUCAAGUUAUAGUUUUCUUCGAGUAAUAAAGGCAAGCUCCAUUUGGAGCAAAGUGAAACAUCUAGCUUCCUGUCCAUAUUCUUUUAAUAAACGUUUGAAUUUAUCAUCUUUGAGCUACGAUAUUCGUGAUUUUGAUGAGAUUGAGUUCAUUGCUAUGAUGGCCAUCUUUCACUUUCUAAUCUUAAUGUGUUCAAGUGAUAGACAAAUCAAAAAGUGGAAGCAAGAUUAAUUUAUCUGUGAUCUCUUUGAUUUAUAUGUGUUUAGAUUAUAUGGCCAUGUAUGAUAGCUUUUUUAUAUUUAUUGCGGCUUUUUUGUAUUGUGCCCUGUUGUUGUGUAUCAAAAAGAAAUGUUGAUAAUGAAGAAUCACUUUGAAUUUAUGCCCA
This is a messenger RNA of Cicer arietinum (chickpea), 3450 nucleotides long. RefSeq lists its product as uncharacterized. NCBI's taxonomy places the organism in Eukaryota, Viridiplantae, Streptophyta, Magnoliopsida, Fabales, Fabaceae. The record is from RefSeq and is a predicted model, not a curated record. Gene Ontology annotation, biological process: plant-type cell wall organization. Gene Ontology annotation, molecular function: structural constituent of cell wall.